AUGGGUGUCCUGGCGACGCCAUUUUAUGUGGCUUAUGCGAUCAUGACGGUCAUCUUAGCGAUAAAUCGUUUCGUUCAAUUAGCCUCUCCAACAUGGGACCGAUUGUUGUUUUCAUCGAAGGGAGUAAAGGCUUGGAUCGGCCUGGCUUCUCUAUCAUGUCUCAUUUACAUGAUCGCUCUCUCUUCUCCAUAUGCCAGUAUUGUCUAUUAUCCGGAUUGGUACAGUUGGGACUACGUGCACACUCCGCCAAACAAUCUCUCAAUUGUUGUUCAAAAAGUCGAGGAAGUGAUCGAGAUUGGCGGCAUUUUCGUGGCCGCUUUCUUCUAUGGCGGUGUACUUUUGCUCCUUUGCAGAACAAGACAUAUCUUCAAAUCCUCGAAAAACUAUCGAGUUGAAGCAAAAAUUUUGAUCCAAGCCGUCGUCAUCACUGUCUAUUGCACAAUUUUGAACGUUUUUUGGCAUAAUUAUCAGGUGCUUCUCCCAGCCAGUAUCUGGUCCUAUAUGGCGCUUAAUUUCAUGUGGAUUUUCAACAGUGGUAUUUAUCCGCUUAUCUACUUCAUUCUUAACAAAACGAUUCGCGAAAAGGUUCGUCGAGCCGCGAUCACUCGAGUCGAACUAUCACACGUUUUCAAUCGAAACGGCGAUCAUAAGGCGAUCACAACAACGACCAUUCCGAAAAGACCGUCUUGUAGUGGAGAAACGGAUGGGAGUAAAGUGUCCACAACGGUGAAACAAAAAUGGCGUAAACGUUUCACUGUUUCCUCUUCGCCAUUUAUAAAAACGGAAACGAUUCAAGGGAAAAUCCUCUUUCUCACU
Messenger RNA from Mesorhabditis belari, 816 nucleotides. The record is from the annotation of a GenBank genome assembly. NCBI's taxonomy places the organism in Eukaryota, Metazoa, Nematoda, Chromadorea, Rhabditida, Rhabditidae.